Messenger RNA from Homarus americanus (American lobster), 3336 nucleotides. Its product is annotated as GATA-binding factor C-like. Gene Ontology annotation, molecular function: zinc ion binding; DNA-binding transcription factor activity, RNA polymerase II-specific; RNA polymerase II cis-regulatory region sequence-specific DNA binding. Lineage: Eukaryota; Metazoa; Arthropoda; Malacostraca; Decapoda; Nephropidae. Gene Ontology annotation, biological process: cell fate commitment; positive regulation of transcription by RNA polymerase II; negative regulation of transcription by RNA polymerase II. The coding region runs from base 1538 to 3163 and encodes 541 amino acids. The transcript has 7 exons. The record is from RefSeq and is a predicted model, not a curated record.
AAUGCCGGAGCCCCCCAUCCCCCCCUAAUGCUCCUCAGUACGGGGUAGUGACGUCUGUGGCAGGUGGUCGUAGAAGCGAGACUCCCGUGAGAGUCACUUGCGCACGAGCACUUACGAACGCCGUGGCAAAAUAUUCGUAAAAGCCUCAAGGGCCCUCAGUAAAUCAGUACGGGUCAAGCGGUGUCGGACAGUGCCACUAGCAGAAUAGUAACCGCCAGUGACCAGAACAGUGCUACCAGCUGAACAAUGACCGUCAGUGACCAGGACAAUGCCACCAGGUGAACAGUGCCCGUCAGUAACCAGGAGUGUCACCAGUUAAGCAAUGACCGCCAGUGACCAAGACAGUGAUACCAGGUGAACAGUGACUGCUAGUGAAUAGGACAGUGCCCCAAUUGAACAGUGGCAGCCAGUGACCGGGAAUAUGCCAACAGUUGAAUAGUGAACAAGGAAAGUGCAAUCGGUUGUACAGUGACGAGGACAGUAUCGCUAGUUAAACAGUAAACAGUGACAGUGCCAAGACUUAAAUGAUGAUCACAAGUGACCAGGGCAGUGUCACCAACUGAUUAGUGAUUACGUCAGUGACCAAAACUGUGCCAUGAACUUGAAGAGUGAGUACCAGUUGACUAGGACAGGACCAUCAACUGGACAGUGACAGCCAAGGAUCAGAAACAGUGCUACCAGCUGGACAGUGACAGCCAGUGGCCAGGACAGUACAACCAGCUAGAGAGUGACUGCAGGUCUACCUAAACCACUACUAUAUUGUUGUUAAAGUAUAAACAAUAACAUAACCAAAAGUGGACUAUGUACCUUGAUAACGUUGCUGAUAAGGCUUAACGGUCACACGCCCAUGGGAGGAGGAUGUCCACGACCCCUGACGCUGCUGAUGUGCUGUUGUUGUUCUUCUUAUAGCUGCCACGCCCACCAGAGUCAACGCCCGCACGCCCUCACGCCCACACCAAUGAAGAAGGAAACUCUGUCAGGUUUCUCAUGUGGGGGGGAUAUUGUGUGAGACGAUAUAUUCCCUCUGUUUUUUUGUUGUUUGUUUUAAUACACGAGGUAAAUAGUGAAGUUAUUCCUUAUUUCACUUAGAAAAUUUUACUACGACCUGACUAUAGUGUUGGGAUGUAAGACUAACACAGAAGCCGUAUAAAUAUUCUAUAGUGUGAAGAAGUGGAGUUAAGAAUGACUUACUAACACUACAUGAAACACAAACAAGAAUAAGUUUGAUGGUGUUGAUGUAAAUGAGAAGAAAAAAAAUAUAAAUAAAAACAAGUGGAGAGGAAAAGUAUAUCAAUAAAUAGUGGGAAGGAAAAAUAUACAAAAGUGAUCAAAUUGAGUGAUAAGCGAUUCAGAAUUUACAGCCAGACUCAUGACAUAAUAUUAACAAAGAGACGAAGGAAGAGAAGUAAACAGUGAAGGAAGUAAUAAAGUGGAAAACAAUGACAAGUGAAGAGUGUUAGUGAGCACCAGAGGCAGCGAGCGGUAGAGUCGUGUGAUGGGGGCCUGGUAGUGUAUAGUCUCCCAGCACCACUUCCCCAUGGACGACGACGGGGCCAGCUGGUACACCGACGGGGGCCCAGGGGCACACCCACCCAUGGAGGAGGGACCCCCAGGCAUGCACCUCAAGGACGAAAACCCCCAUGAGGGCGCCCUGGACACUCACACCCACAUGGACGCCAACGAUCCUAACGCCCCGACACCCAUGAAUGUCGAGACACAAAUCUCACUGAGUGGGGGCGUAGCCAGCCAUCACACAGGAGGGCAACAAGGGACACUGCUCCCCCCGGAAGAAGUGGAUGGGUUCUUUACCUCCCUAGACUCAAAUGGGCGUGAACAAAGAGCUCGCUACUACGCUCACGCCCACAACGCCGGCCACAACCACACGCUGCAACAGUACCCACACAACACACACGGUCGCGUGGGAGGCAGCCCCGUCCGCCCUCAUUACCCCACGCCCCUCCACGCGGCUUGGUUCCCGGAGCACUCCCGAGGCAUGGGUAUGGCACACACGCCGUCCACGUCAUGGGUGCCUCCUCUCACCUCUCGCCAACCACCCACCGCGCCCCUGCAUCACACUCACCUAUUUACAUUCCCGCCAACGCCACCCAAAGACGCCACCCCUGAUACCGUAGGUAUGACGGUGGCCGCCCACGACUAUAAUAGUGUGGUCACGUCAACGGCAACUCAUCACGCCCACCAGCAAGGCCUAGAGAUGUCCAUGGCUGAGCUGAAGUCACCCCCGGCCCUCCUGCCCGUCAUGGGUACCUCCAAACGUGAAGGUAGCGACGAGUACGCCCUCUCUGACCCCUUACUCCUCUCCUCUCAACCCCCGUCCCUCCUUCACGCCCACAACCCCCUUCCACCACCACCCACAGAGAUCCUUCACCCAGACUCCUACGCUGCCUACGACGCCUACCUUCCCGCCCACGAAGACGCCUACUACCCCACCCCUCCGGACACCCAAACUCCUGGCCACGCUCCCUCCAUCUCCGCCUCCAAGAGCAAAGCAAAAGCCAAGGCCAGCGCCGAAGGCCGUGAGUGCGUCAACUGCGGCGCCACGUCGACGCCGUUGUGGCGACGCGACGGUAAUGGUCACUACCUGUGCAACGCCUGCGGCCUGUACUACAAGAUGAACGGCCAGAACCGACCCCUCAUCAAGCCCAAGCAGCGCAUGUCGGCACAACGGAGGGCGGGGACCAGCUGUGCCAACUGUAAGACUUCAACAACAACACUCUGGAGACGCAACCAAAACGGUGAACCAGUGUGCAACGCCUGCGGCCUCUACUACAAACUACACAGUGUAAACCGGCCACUCACCAUGAAGAAGGAAGGUAUCCAGACCCGCAACCGCAAACUGAGCCAGAAAUCGAAGAAAAAGAAGGGUAUGCUGGGCUUCCCGGACAUGUUGAAGCCUCUGGACAAGAGCGGCUUCGGCGGCUUCGGGACUGGAGGCUCUGGGUUCGGCUCCAUGUCGCACUACAUGUACGGCGGCCAGAUGCACGGCUCAUCUAUGGCAGGAGGCUUCAUGUCGGCCCCACCCGUGCACGGCAUGUCGGCCAUGUCGGGCGUAGGACUCGGCCUCUCCUCCACCUCACAGAUCCAGAUCCCCUCCAGUCUCAGCCUCCAGCCUCCUAUGAAUGGGUGGCGCUCGGACUACACAUGACCUGACAUAUUCCCAGUGACCUGAAGGCAAGAUGAAGAGGAGCAGUGUCACGAGAGGUCAUAGUGCCACAAAUUAUAUGCCCACAAAUGGACACUGACGUCAAGAAAGUUAAAUAAAAAAAGUGGGGGAGAGAGUAACAGGCGUCCAGUACCAUCGAAAAAAAAAGGCAAAAC